AUGACAACACAGUGUAUGUCACCAGGCAGAUAUUGUCUAAAUCUGUGGAUGACAGGACCAUCUACUGGAACCCAAUGUAACAUUAUGCUUCAUACAGCAGACGGAGAUAGAACUAUAGGGAUAUUAAAUAAGACAAAAGACUGGACUGAAUUGUCUAUUCCAUUUUCGGCUACAUCAAAUUUUGAGAUUGUAUUUCAUCCGAAUGUUAGUGAAAGAGUUACACCGUCUGGGCAUCACAUUCCACCUCAUAUUUUGAUAGGGAUAGAUGAUAUACAUAUAUAUCCUGUAAAUAGAAAUGAUGAUUGUAGACUAAAAACAGGGAUAACAACGGAAACAACAGGGAAAAUAAAAACGCCAACGACAUCAACAACAACUACGACACCCGCAACCACAACAACACCCGCAAUAACAACAACACUGACACUCACAAAAACAGCGGCAAUCGCAAUAACACCGACAACCACAAAAACACCGACAAUCACAAUAACACCGACAAUCACAAAAACACCGAUAAUCACAAAAACACCGAUAAUCACAAUAACACCGAUAAUCACAAAAACACCGACAAUCACAAAAACACCAAUAAUCACAAUAACACCGAUAAUCACAAUAACACCGGCAAUCACAAAAACACCGGCAAUCACAAAAACACCGAUAAUCACAAUAACACCGAUAAUCACAAAAACAUCUAUAAUCACAAAAACACCGAUAAUCACAAAAACACCGAUAAUCACAAAAACACCGAUAAUCACAAAAACACCGACAAUCACAAAAACACCGAUAAUCACAAAAACACCGAUAAUCACAAAAACACCGAUAAUUACAAUAACACCGAUAAUCACAAUACCACCGGCAAUCACAACAACACCGGCAAUCAUAACAGCACCGAUAAUCACAAGAACACCGGCAAUCACAACAACAUCGACAAUCACAACAACACCGGCAAUCACAACAACACCGGCAAUCAUAACAACACCGACAAUCACAAAAACACCAGCAAUCGCAACAACACCGACAACCACAACACUGGCAAUCACAACAACACCGGCAAUUACAACAACACUGACAACCACAACAACACCUGUAAUCAUACAAUCAGCGACGAUCAAAAUAACACCGACAAUAAAAACAACACCGGCAACGACAACAACACCGACAAUCACAACAACACCCGCAAUCACAACCACACCAACAAACACAAUAACACCGUCAAUCACAACAACACCGACAACCACAACAAAACCGACAAUCACAAAAACACCGGCAAUCACAACAACACCGACAACCACAACAAAACCGGCAAUCACAAUAGCACCGGCAAUUACAGCAACAUCCGCAACCACAACAACACCGACAAUCACAAAAAUACCGGCAAUCGCAAAAACACCGACAACCACAACACUGGCAAUCACAACAACACCGGCAAUCACAACAACACUGACAACCACAACAACACCGGCAAUCAUAAAAUCAGCGACAAUCAAAAUAACACCGGCAACCACAACAACACCGACAACCACAACAACACCGGCAAUCACAACAACUAUGACACAGACAACUACUACGACGCCAACAAUAACUACGACACCUACAACAACAACAACAACACCGACGACCACAACAACAUCGACAAACACAACAACAUCACUAACAACAACAACAACAACUAUGACACCAACAACAACUAUAACACCUACUACAACAUCAACUACGUCUUCAACCACCACAUCUACACCAACAACUAAAUUUAUACCCAGAGCCACAACAUCUGCGACACCAUCAACAUCUGCAACAACAACAAGAACAACUUCUACUACGCUAACCACAACAAGUACGACACUGAGAGCAACAAAAACGCCCGCCUCACCGAGAACGACACCAACAAAUUUGACAACAGUAACUUCACAGAUAAAAGUCUUACGACUAGAAGAUGUCGUCAUAGCAAGGUGCUCCAGUUCUGGCUGGAAUAUAUCAAUAGACAUGCCAAUGCUUAAGAAACUUUAUCCUGAAGUAAUUGCCAACAACAUAUUUCUUGGUGAUAACACUUGCAGAGGUGAAGAGCAAGGAAAUGUGCUAUUAUUUCAACAAAGAUUCGGAAGCUGCCUCACAUCUGAACAAGUAUCUAAUGGUGUACAAAUCUACACUAAUGAGCUAUACUACGCUAUCUACGAUGCAAAUAAUCCGUUUAUUAUUCGACAAUACAAAUGGAAAUAUUCUUUAGAAUGUGACGUCAGUCGCAACGAAGUGACGUCAGAACAUGUUCAUCACGACAUAGACACCCAUCAUUCAGUCGUCUCCGGUCAUCAUAAGAUAGAUAUGACGUUUUUCAAGGAUCCAAAUUUCAUGCAUCAACUAUCCGGAAACCCUAUUCACGUUCAAGUGGGUGAUGACGUAUACGUCAAGGUGUUUACACCGGAAGCGGAUUGGUCAGUGAAAAUGAGGCUUCACACGUGUUUUACAAUACCCUCGCAGGAUUCGGAUGAGAGUAAAAAUUACUACGUGAUAAAAAACGGAUGUGAAACUGAUAGUAAUACUCAUAUAAUAUCUCAGUCAACACACGAGACAAGAUUUGUGUUCCAAGACUUCGUCUACUCCACCAAUAAAGAAGGUCUAAACAUAUACUGUAAUGUAACUUUCUGCAACACGAAUGACUACUCGCCGGGAUGUGCACAGGCUUGCGUUCCAAAUGGCAUUCCAAAUUUUAUAAGGAAAUAG
This is a messenger RNA of Ruditapes philippinarum (Manila clam), 2715 nucleotides long. Its product is annotated as mucin-2-like. The coding region runs from base 1 to 2715 and encodes 904 amino acids. The transcript is spliced from 6 exons. The record is from RefSeq and is a predicted model, not a curated record. NCBI's taxonomy places the organism in Eukaryota, Metazoa, Mollusca, Bivalvia, Venerida, Veneridae.